Messenger RNA from Trichogramma pretiosum, 1608 nucleotides. RefSeq names its product glycine N-methyltransferase (gene Gnmt). The transcript is spliced from 5 exons. The coding region runs from base 408 to 1334 and encodes 308 amino acids. Gene Ontology annotation, molecular function: identical protein binding; S-adenosyl-L-methionine binding; glycine binding. Gene Ontology annotation, biological process: regulation of gluconeogenesis; one-carbon metabolic process; S-adenosylmethionine metabolic process. The record is from RefSeq and is a predicted model, not a curated record. Gene Ontology annotation, cellular component: cytosol. NCBI's taxonomy places the organism in Eukaryota, Metazoa, Arthropoda, Insecta, Hymenoptera, Trichogrammatidae.
UAGACUAUUUUUUUUUUUUUUUCGAUUCGAUGCUGAAAAAUCGCGUCCGUUAUUGUACUCUCGUCGCUCGUUGCCGCUUGUGCCGUCGAGAGACUAACGCAGCACAGCAUAGCAGACUCGAUCUGCACGAGGCCGCGUGUGUGGCUUUUUAAUACACAUAUUAGUGCGCGCGGAUAUUAUUGUGUGCGUGUGGGGACCGCGACGUUCGCUAUAAAACUGUUCGAUCUUCCGAAACUUGCGUCAGUUUCGUCUCUGAACUCUGAGAUCUCAGCAGCAGCAGCAGCACCACCACCAGUAGUAGUACCCAACAGUAGCGCAGCUGUUGUUUUGUAUAGAUACCCAGAGCUGUUUUUUUCCAUUUGGAGGUAGACACACACACGGUUUACAUUUAAAUUAAACACAUCAUCAUGGAAACGACGGCGAACUCGACGACGCGCGAGGUGUUCCACACUCGUUCGCUGGGCACGGCGGCGGCCGGCGUCAAGGACCAGUACGCCGACGGGAUCGCCGCCAAGGUCUGGGAGGUCUUCAUCGGCGAUCGCAAGCAGCGCAAGCAGAACUACAAGGACUUCCUCGUGAGUCUGCUGCGUAACAAGGGGGUGCGUCGCGUGCUCGACGUGGCCUGCGGCACCGGGGUCGACUCCAUCAUGCUGCUCGAGGAGGGCUUCGAGGUGGUGAGCGUCGACGCCUCGGACAAGAUGCUGAAGCACGCCCUGAAGACCAGGUGGGAGAGGCGCAAGGAGAAGUCCUUCGACGAGUGGAUUAUCGAGGAGGCCAAUUGGCUGACGCUGUCGGACGACAUAAGCGGCUUGAUCGGCGACGGCUUCGACGCCGUGAUAUGUCUAGGCAACAGUUUCGCCCACAUGCUGGACUCUUACGGCGAUCAGCGCGAGCAGAGACAAGCUCUGUCGAAUUUCGAGCGCUGCGUCAAGCCCGGCGGUCUCUUGCUGAUAGACCACCGAAAUUACGACUACGUUAUUGAGACUGGUCAAUGCCCCACACAGUGCAUUUAUUACAACAGUAAACACCUCCAGAGCAUCGUGACGUCGGUCCUGUACACGGCGGGCGCCCCGGCCCUCGUCACCCUCGACUACAAGAUCAGCCUGAACGGCGUCGACAGGCGCGACAGCCCCAAGAAGCAUCAGCAGCAGGACCAAGUGAGCCAGUUCAGGCUGUCGUAUUAUCCGCACAAGCUCGAGGUGUUCUCGGCCUUCCUCAAGGCCGCCUUUCACAAUCGCGCCAAGCACACGAUCUUCGCCGACUUCAAGCCCCUGGAGCAGGCCAAGGACCCGGGCUUCUACAUACACGUGCUGGAGAAGGCCAAGACGAAAUGAUAAUUUUUUUUAAGACGUUGAUAAUUUUAAGCGACAAAACAAAAAUUAGUUUAUUUAUAAAUACUUCGUAAUUUACUCGCACUAUGGAUUACGUCGUUCGCAUACGUAAUAUAAUAUAUAUUUCUCUCUCUUAUCGUGCGGAUCCUUGAACCGAGUUAUUGUUAUUUGUUGCGCUGUACAGGAUUCGGGUUGUGAGAUGCAAACAUAUUUUGUACGAUAUAUUUUAUAUAGAUAUAUACAAAUAAAACAAAGCAAAAAACUAGUUUUUCAAUAA